This is a messenger RNA of Peronospora matthiolae, 2520 nucleotides long. NCBI's taxonomy places the organism in Eukaryota, Oomycota, Peronosporomycetes, Peronosporales, Peronosporaceae. The record is from the annotation of a GenBank genome assembly.
AUGACUCGCAAGCGCGUGGCGAUCGGAGGCACUUUUGCGUGUGAUGAAGCACUGGCCGUGCCCUUGCAGCAUCUUCUACAGCAUGCCGUACAAGGCGUCGAUGUGGACUUGCAAUGGCUACGGUAUGGCAGUCUGGCAAAUUUUGACGAGUGGUCGAGCAACGCACUGCAAUCGUCGCAUCCAGUGGACUUGGUACUUUUACUUGUUCGCCUGAGUGACCUUAGAGCUGAUCAUCCUGAGUUGCACGUCAAGAAGGAUAUUGACGACGGUGUCGGUUCACUUGCAGCAGAACUUUGUCGAUUCUCGAGCGAUCUUGAGCGAUACGAUAGCAUGGGCGUGACCACUUCUUCACCCCCGCUGGUGGUUAUGCUGUGUCCGUGUCCACCGACUAAUUCAGCACAUUUCGCCGCCAUGGAGCGUGCGAUUCAGGUUAAGGCAGAGGCAUUGCGAAACGUGACCGUGCAGUCGGUAGAGCAGCUUAUGACACUCUUUCACCAGCAGUAUGUGGCUGCGUACUACGACGCUGUCGCGGAGAAGCUCCAGCAUUCGCCGUACACUCAAGCAAUGUCGAACGUGCUGAGUCUAUCGUUGUGUCGACAGAUAUGUCGCCUUUUUCGUUCCGCCAGCCACCAUAAGAAAGUGAUCGUUCUGGAUUGCGACAACACGUUGUGGGGCGGGGCCGUCGCCGAAGUUGGUGCUAGCGGAAUCGCACUAGCGCCGCGUUUUCUCGCACUUCAGCGUUUCAUUGUUGCGCAGCAGGAACGAGGUAUGCUGAUCGCACUUUGCAGUAAAAACAUUCUCGCAGACGUGACUGAGGCAUUCACGCAGCGUCGCGGUGACAUGAUACUCAAGAUGGAUCAACAUGUGAUCGCCGUCAAGGCGAACUGGCAGCCGAAAUCAGAGAAUAUCGCACAGCUCGCCGAAAAACUUUCGCUUGGACUGGACUCGUUCAUUUUCAUCGACGAUAACCCUCUCGAAUGUCAUGAGGUCGCGGCUGCACUGCCCGCCGUUACCGUCAUUACACUUGGCGCAAAUUUUUCGGAAAAAGUUCUGGAUGAAGAAUGGGUUUUUGACCAAGGUCUGGGCACUAACUCACAUAAAUUAGGGGCAAGUUCCAGCACAAAAGAAGACAGCGAGAGAACGCAGCUUUACCAACGGAAUCUGAAGCGGAGUCAACUUUGCAAAUCGUCGGCAACGCACAAGGCGUUUUUGAGUGCUCUUGGCGUAAAGAUCGUUCUCGAAGAACUUGAUCGUGAAAUUGAGCUCCAAGGGAAGAGUGCUUCAUUUACUCGAGUUCUCCAGCUGCAUCACCGUACAAACCAGUUUAACACAGCAACUACUUUUGCAAAGUGUCUGGCGGAAAAGGAGCUGCUCAACUACGUCGCUCUUCCAAACCAUACAGUCGUCUGCGCUCAUGUGACUGACCGGUUCGGUCAUUACGGCCUAGUCAGCGUUGCUCUUUGUCAGCAUACCCGUGACAACGAUGCCUUGCAUGUUGACAGCUUUUUGCUUAGCUGUCGUGCUCUGAACCGCGGUGUAGAGCAUGCUAUGAUGCGAAGACUGAGCGAGAUUGCAGCAAAAGCAGGUUGCACGUCGCUCGAGUUUGAUUGGGAACCCACAGAGCGGAACAAGCCAGCACAUGUGUUCUUUGCAGCAUUGCUAAGUGUGAAGUUUGUAGACACAAGCAGUCAGCUUUGUCGGACAAAUCUUAGCAGCCAUUUGCAUGGCACCUGGGUGAUUCCACGUGAUAAAGCAAGCGAUGUGUCUUUCCUCAAGGCUGAUGUCGGAUGCCAUCACGAUAGCUCGAAGGGAACGAUGGGUGGAUCUCUUAGCCGUCGACUCGUUUGGCGGCUCCAAGAAUUCGGACUUUCAGUCCUCGGGUGGAUACUGUCUUCUAUAUCGAUACCGCGGGGGUUGGCACAUUUAUUCAGGCCGCCCAGUGUCCACCAGCUCGAACAUACCGGGUCUGUUGGGUUAUUGCGUGUGCCUCUCCGCAAUCGUGGCAGUUUAGAGCGAUUCCUCGAUCCCGUUUUGCACGACAUCCCAAGCGUGCACGGCUUCGUGGGCUCCAAUGGCGACAGUGUUGACACAAAUGCUGACAAAUUCAGAAGGAAGGCACGCCACCAAACGAAGCUGGUGCUUGCAAAGUAUACUCCAGAAGAGGCGCCACGCGUGAUUUGGUCUUCCAGCCAACCUCAAGCUGCGGCCACUGGCGACCCCAGUAUCGAUGAUGUAGCCUUUCCAUCCGUGAGCCUCCAUCUCAUUUGUAGGUCCCCGCAGUGCUCGACAGUUGUCCAACGUGAUAGUCGAUGUGCCCUUCAGCGCUGCCGAAUUUGCUGCUACCGGAUUCAACGGCUUGUGAUGCGCUCAAUACACCACGAAAAUGCGCACGCUAGACAGUCGGCUGUUGACGCGCUUCAGGUGGAACUCGUUGGCGUUGUCUCGUUAGUAUCCGCGACAGCAUCAUGCAAAGUGCACCAAAACGAGCGGCGGCGUGGGGAGAUAAUUAGACGCAAAUAA